AUAUUUUAUUAUAAUAAAUCCACAACAAUUCGUAUAGUCUAGCAGUACUAUUUAAUAUUGUUUGUAAGUUUUUGUGCACAUAAUAGUAUUCUGAGCGCAUCGGGGUUUCAAAUAUAACCUCUAAACAUUUUUUUCUCAAAAAUAUUUCAAUUUGGUUCAAGAACGAGACCUGAAAAUGACUGAAACACUCACAGUGACUUUUUCGGGCCCCGCAUUUUCAUUUCUUCUCCGUGACAAUACAAAAAGUGAAUAUUGUCAAGUGGGGUUUUUAUUGGGUGAAAUUAUAGAAAAGGAAACAAAAACAAUAACAGACAACGACUUGAGACAAGUUCACAUUUCGAGAGAAAUCCGUUUCAAUGGGUCCAUUCCAUGGCCCGAUCCUUGCUACUUUCAUAACCAAGCUGGUAAAGUGAACGCGGAAAAAAUCAAAAACUUCCUCGGUGACUUAACCCCACGUGUGUUGGCGUGGUACAAAUACAAACAUGCCUCGGGCUUUGAUUUCACAUUUCGCGACCGUAUUUUGCAUAAACAGUUCAUUACUCUAUUCAAUGUGCCCCCAGAGUUCUUCACGUGUUGUCUGUUGAUAAAAGACAGCUCUGAGAAUAAGUCGACGCAUUCGUGGAGACAGACUUUUGUGCGGUAUUGUAAUUAUGACUUGGGACAUUUGCGUUUCCGCAUUGAAAACUUGAGUGAUCCCAAUAACACCUACAAGAGUCCUAGACCCUUAUCUCACAUUGUCGUGAAGAUUAUUAAUGAGGUGAAAAGUAAAGGGGAGGACACUCAAGGCAAUAGUAUGAUAUCUAGGAUUCAAAAUGCCGUACAAAAACAUACAUCAAGUCUCAUUGAUCAUUUAGCAGAAGCUGAAAAGCGAGUAUUUGAAUUGGAGAAAGAAUAUAAGAGGCUGAAAGCAGAGAAAAACAGAAAAUUGGACGCAGACGACAAAGUUAAGGAGUCAAAUGGAUGUGGGAAUAUAGACUCUGAACCAACUAACACCGUUAAUAAAACGAAAGAAAUACAGAAGAGCCCAAUUUUUGGGAAUGCUGAACAAAAUGCUACGUCUAGUCCUUCACCAAAAGGUGCAAGAGGUAGAGGUGGAAAAAGGGGUACCGGGUCCUCGCAGAAGGGCUGCCAUGAAAUGGUAACUAGACAUAAAAAAAACUAAAACUAAUUUUGUUACGUAAGUAUUUUUCUGAAUAAAGUUGUUACGUUUUUUUAAAUAACAAUUAAGUUGUUUGUGACAAAAAAAAUGGAAUAAAACACCCAGUAAAUAAAAAAA
This is a messenger RNA of Tribolium madens (black flour beetle), 1276 nucleotides long. RefSeq names its product BRISC complex subunit FAM175B-like. The coding region runs from base 176 to 1162 and encodes 328 amino acids. NCBI's taxonomy places the organism in Eukaryota, Metazoa, Arthropoda, Insecta, Coleoptera, Tenebrionidae. Gene Ontology annotation, biological process: mitotic spindle assembly; attachment of spindle microtubules to kinetochore; protein K63-linked deubiquitination. The transcript is spliced from 2 exons. Gene Ontology annotation, molecular function: polyubiquitin modification-dependent protein binding; microtubule binding. Gene Ontology annotation, cellular component: nucleus. The record is from RefSeq and is a predicted model, not a curated record.